AUGGCCGAAGGCGAAACUUCUCUAGAGAAUGCAAGGUGUGAUAUUUUGGGCUUUCGUUUCGUUUUCCAAUCGAAUUCGUACACGGGGAUGCUCUUUUGUCUGCACAAUAAGCGUGUUAAUGUAAUGCCGUUAGAAAGACUCGAGUGCUCGUCUAGUGCAUCAAACAUGACUAUCUCCCCGUCUCGCCACAGCUUGUUAAGGCCAUUCCAUGGGCACGGGCUUGCUCGUUCCCUCCAGAAGUCACUCGCCAGGACGAGCGCCAGUUCCGGGCGGAGCCGGAGCCCUAGAAAGCGCUUGGCCAAGCCGGCCGAGGAUUCCAGCCGCUUGCACGUCAGCCAGCUCUCGAGGAAUGCGAACGAGUCCCAUCUCAAGGAGAUUUUCGGGAACUAUGGGGAUAUUAUUGCUGUGGAUCUUGCGAUGGACAAGACGGUGAAUCUUCCAAAGGGAUUUGCGUACGUGGAUUACAAGAGCAAAUCGGAUGCUGAAAAAGCUCAACAGUUCAUGGAUGGGGCUCAAGUCGAUGGACUCGUCAUCAGUGUAAAGCUCACAAGAAAGGUAUCCCCGGCACGAGGGGUGUUUCCAAAGCGAGACGCUGCGCCACCGCGACGAAGGCCACCAGCUUCGUCGCCGGUAAGGCGACGGUCACCUUCACCAGGAUUCCGAAGGCGACGGAGGUCUCCAAACAGGAGCCCAAUACGAAGGCCUAUGGGUCGUCAGCGAUCGCCAGCUCCUUACAGGCGCAGGUCACCACUUCCAGUCAGGCGAGGACGUACACCACCCCGGAGGUCUUCCCCAGUUCGACGUCGUUCAAGGACCCCUCCACCGAGGCGUAUGCGCUCGCCUCCAAGGCGGAUGAUGCGAUCGCGUUCCAGAUCGCGUUCGGCUCCUAGAAGAGCAAGAUCACCACCAAACAGGCGGGGCAGGUCAAGCUCCUACUCAUCCGGAUCUCCUAGUCCAGUGAGAAGAAGAUCACCUGUCCGGGGGGGAGCAAGGAAAUCUACGAGAAGCAGAAGUCCAAAGAGAGCUACCAGCAGCAGUCCCAGCCGAAGUCCUGUUUCUCCAAAGAACACCAACCAGGCAACGAAAGCCAAGUGAGCUGCGGGCUGCAAAGUCGAUUCCACAGCGAGUCCCUCAACCUCUCUGCCCAGCAUUUUUCCUGCAUUAUUUAUUUUUGUAUAGGCAUGUUUAAUAGCCUGCUUGCUUGCUUGCAUUCUUUCUUUUCGACUUACUGAUAGUUUGUUUGCGCUUGAAAUUGCAUGGCUGUGUGCUUUUGUCGAGAUAGACUUUUGAUGAAAUACAACCUCUCUUUUGGCUUGGA
Molecule: messenger RNA, 1318 nt
Organism: Selaginella moellendorffii
Lineage: Eukaryota; Viridiplantae; Streptophyta; Lycopodiopsida; Selaginellales; Selaginellaceae
Product: serine/arginine-rich splicing factor SR45
Exons: 12
Coding region: 1-1095 (364 amino acids)
Biological process (GO): mRNA splicing, via spliceosome
Cellular component (GO): nucleoplasm; ASAP complex; cytoplasm
Molecular function (GO): RNA binding
Source: RefSeq, a predicted model, not a curated record